This is a messenger RNA of Neospora caninum, 3183 nucleotides long. RefSeq lists its product as hypothetical. NCBI's taxonomy places the organism in Eukaryota, Apicomplexa, Conoidasida, Eucoccidiorida, Sarcocystidae. The transcript is spliced from 3 exons. Bases 1 to 3183 code for a protein of 1060 amino acids. The record is from RefSeq and is a predicted model, not a curated record. Gene Ontology annotation, biological process: regulation of cyclin-dependent protein serine/threonine kinase activity. Gene Ontology annotation, molecular function: protein kinase binding.
AUGGACCGCGAGAGAUACCAGGAAGGCACCGGUCAGGCGCCGCAGGCUGCGGCUGCUGGCGGUUCGUCGUACUCGACGAGGGAGCAAUCGUACACUUCAGUCUCCUCCUACGACCGACAAAUGGGAGCCGAGGCGAGCUCCACUGACGACUCCUUCGUGCCGUCCUUGGCGACAGUCCUCCAUCACCUCGUCUCGAUCUCGCCACCGGGUCUGGGCGAAAUAACGAGUUUCCACGCGAUCAAGGAGCCUCAGAUCUCGAUCCACGACUACCUGGACCGCAUCGCAAAGUACUUUGGCUGCAGCAACGAGUGUUUCGUUCUGUCUCUGGUGUACAUUGACCGGAUCAUCAAGUUGCACAGGAACUUCAACGUCUCGAUUCUGAACAUCCACCGGCUGCUGAUCACGUCCGUCAUGCUCGCUGCCAAGUUCUUCGACGACGUGUACUACAGCAACAAGCACUACGCGCGCGUCGGCGGCGUGCGAACGCGCGAGAUGAAUCUGCUCGAGACCCAGUUUCUGACGCUCAUCAACUACCACCUCUAUGUGUCGCCGCAGGAGUACGACCAGUACCGCCGGAACGUCCUCGCAGCGGUCCACUAUGCGCGUCACCUCACCCCGAGCCCGCUCGCCUCGAACCGCCUGUCUUCGUCUCAGUCUUCCACGUCGACUGCCUCCUCGAGCGUCUCUCAGACUGGGAACUCGCUCGGCAACGGGAUCUGCGACGCGCCGUCCCAGGCACUCACGAACGCUACGCACGGCCCGCUCGCGGGCGCAGCGCCAGGGGAAUCCGCGGAAUCGGAGUCCGCCGCACACGCAGGAGGGCCCGCGUCGGGCGCAGCCGCCUCUUCGCGCGCCGGCAGGGAGGACAGGCAGGGCGAGAACUGCAGCGCGGAGUCAGGCUCGAAUGCGCCGACUGAGCGGCGCGACGUCCGCGGGAGUCUCCGAACAGUGUCGAAUGCCUCGCCGGGCGUGAGACAGCGCGGCCGGACGUGUCUCAGCCGACAGGGAAGGCGCGGCGGCUCCCAGGACGCUUCUGGGGCCAGCGGGGAAGAGAGGCUCGGCAUGCACGGGGCAGACGCGGCCUGGAGCACGCACACGCCGGGCGCGGUGGCCGCGAGCGUGUAUGCAGCGAGUGCAUGCGUCGAGCCGAGCGAAGGCGAGUUGGAGAGCGACGAGUCGAUGGGGAGUGUCUGCCGCCGGGACGCGGCGCGAGCCGGCGACGGCGCUGUCCCCACAGCGCAGCAGGAAGUGGAGCACGAGAUGGAGGAAGACCGCGACGAGGACGCUGCGUUUGCCGAGGAGGGCGUCGCGUACGGCGAUGCCACGCAGGCCUGGGAGGACGACUUGGCCGAGGAAGAGCUUUACGGCGAGGGAACAGCAGAGAGGUUUACGUCCAAGGACGACGAGUGGGACGGCGCGAACGUCGUCAUCGCAGCAGAGAAGAACGCGACGAACGAGACGCCGGCCGCGGAAUGCGGCCGUCCUUCUGUAGUGUCGUAUGGCAAUCGGUUCCAUCCUUCCUCUCAGCCGUUUCGAGGCGUCGAGGACGCCGACGCGCAGGGAAACGGAGGCAAGUACGGCUACUUCUGCGCGUCAGCGUCGUCGACCAAAGUGUCCUUCUCGACAGCCUCCGCGAAGACUCUGGCGAGUCCGGCAGGCGACGCAGGACUGGGCGCAGGGACCGGAUUCCUCACCUUUGGAGCGAGGAAGGCGGGACCGAGCACUCCAUCCCACGCUCGGACGGAAGCGCGAAGUGCGUCGGCAGGCCUCCCCGCGGGGCGAGAGGCGAGCUGCGACGCCACAGCUCAGGGCUCGCCAGCGGUGUUCUACUCUCCGGCCCACGCGACUGGCUGCUGUCGGUCUCAGGAGACUGGAGCGUUGCUGAAUGGAGCGUCCGACGGGCAGCGAGUGAGUGACAAGUCCCGAGGCGCAGAGACGAGCGAGCCGGCGGGCGUCUCCGGUCGGAGCGAGCGCACCUGUCCGCUGAGUCGCGACGCAGAGCCGCGGGGCGCGGCGACGCCCGGCCUUUUACAACCCGGACUAGGGCAAGACUCCGUCGGCGCGAGGUCGGUGGAGGCGGUGACCCCAGGAGCACGGUUGAUGAGUGCCCAGACUCGGGGCUCGAGUGGCAGGAGCCGAGACGGCGAAGAGCGCGUCAUGGAAAUGCUCGAGUGCUGUUCUUCGCAGCUGCUGUCCUCGUUUUCAGCACACGCUGCGCGCGGGCCAGCUCCUGGCGCCGACCCCGCGGUGUCGGAGUCGAGCGCCCCGCGCUCGGCGCUGCCUCCGACCGGUGCUUCUGGAGCCCUCUCCCUCACCAUUGUCACGCCGUCACCCGAAGCCGAGGACCGAAAUGCGACGGAUUUCUCCUCCCCGGCCUGCCGAGACCCGACGAUGCAGCGAGACGGACGAGCGGGCCGCGCAGUCGCGCAGCCGUGCUUAACUCCUUCCGGUGACGGCGCCUCCUCGGCGUCGACGGCCUCCGGCGGCAGCAACGGAACCACACAGUCGAGUGUCUCUUCCUGCCUGACGCCGUCUCACUCCGUCCACUCCUCCCCAGAUGUCUCCAUGGAGGAAGAAACCGGAGCCACCAACGGUGAACGGCUUCUGAGAGCGACAGUUGCGCCUGGAAACGCGAGCGUGGCCGGGAUCCUCUCAGGCGGCCCGGUGGCUGUGGAGCCGCGCCUCGCCCCGUCGCACCGCUCCUCUGCAAAUGAGAAAGGGGAGGCGAGUCGCGAUAGACAGGCGCCAGACGCAGCAGGCCUCCUCGGAGGUCCGGAGGUCGCCGGGUCGGCCGGGAUGAAGGCGGCGUCCAGGCCGCAGGCCCCCGUCGAGCAAGGCACAGCGGGGCGCGAGGAGAAGGCCGAACUGGAGAGAAUGAAGCCGCGCGACGCCGCGCACGUUCACUGGAUUGACGCAUCGGACUUCGCAGGCGCCGGCUGUGCAGCGUCGUCUGAAGUUGCGGCUGCAGGGUCGUAUGUCGCGUCCUCGCUGUGCACGCCGGGAGGGAACGCGCGAGGCGAAUUCCUCGCCCUAGGCGGUUCUGCACCACACGCUAUGUCGUGUCGGAAAGGCGGCGAACACGAGGCCGCCGCGAGUUUCAGUGGAGGUCUGUCGCUCUCUGCAGGUCUCGCCCCGGCGGGCGCCAGCCGAGGAAUUUGCUUCUCCUUCGGUCCGUGCUCGUGA